CCGGAAAAGGCAGGAGUAUUUCGCGCCAAAUUGAAACAACGGACCAGACAGUCUGAGCAGUUGAACCGGACACUGCCUGUUAACUUCUCUGUCUGUAUCCUCUCGGCCAAGUUUAGUCACCAUGGAAGAGGCCAACAAGCUGAUCGGCGCGGGCAAGAAGCACCUGGUAAUGGGCAAAGUGGUGGAGGCGGUGAGCGCCCUGCAGGAGGCCUGCGGCAUGCUAGCUAAACAGUAUGGAGACACAGCAGAUGAGUGCGGAGAAGCUUUCUUCUGGUGUGGUAAAGCCUUGCUGGAUCUGGCACGGAUGGAGAACUCCGUCCUUGGCAACGCUCUGGAGGGAGUCCCUGAGGGCGAGGAUGAAGAAAAAACAGAAAAAGAGUCCAAUGUUGAGAGCACAGAAAGUGUUGAUGAGAAGACCAGGGAUGAGCUGAGGGUCCAGGUGUAUGACGCCAUGGCAGAGAAGAAAAACGAAGACGCAGAGAAAGCCGAAGGGAAGCAGAGCGCAGAGAAGAACGGUGACGCGGAGAAGCCCGAGGCUGCAGAGCAGAAAACAGAAAAGGAAGAGGGAGAUGAGAAAAAGAAGAGCGACAUCAGUGAAAGCAAAUCUGAUGAAAAGAAGGAAGAAGAACCAGCAGAUAAGCCAGAGGAAGCUGAAGAUGGCGAAGAAGAAGAGGAGGAGGAGGAGGAAGAAGACGGUGAUGAUGCAGAGAUGGAGGGCGAGGCAGAAGGACAAGGUGAAGGAGAUGAGGCUGCUGAAAAGGACAGUGACGAUGAGGAGGUGGGGAACCUGCAGCUGGCCUGGGAGAUGUUGGAAGUGGCUAAAGUCAUCUACAAAAGGAAAGAGGCGAAGGAGGAUCAGCUCAUGGCAGCCCAGACUCACCUAAAACUGGGUGAAGUUUCUGCUGAAUCAGGAAACUACACACAAGCUCUGGAGGAUUUCCAGGAGUGUCUGAAGCUGCAGCUGAAGCACCUGGACUCAGACAGCCGCCUGCUCGCAGAGACUCACUACCAGCUCGGUCUGACGUACAGCCUGAACCUCCAGUACAGCCAGGCCAUCAAGGAGCUCAACAGCUCCAUCACCGUCAUAAAGAGCAGGCUGGUAAAACUGCAGGAGCUGAUAGACAAGGCCGAGGGCCCCGAGGCUCUGCCAGCUGAGAGGAAGGAGAUGGAGGAGCUGAAGGCUCUGCUGCCAGAGAUCCAGGAGAAGGUGGAGGACGCCACUGAAGGCCUGAAAACGGCGAGCACAGACGCUGAGGCUAUGAAGGGUGUACUGGAUGGAGGUUCCACUUCCUCUGCGUUCCCCGCCUCCACUGCACAGAACGCGGACACUUCCUCCACUUCAAAAAUUAACGGCACAUCAACCAAUGAGGUCAGCUCUACCAACGGACACGCCUCCACAGCUCCGGUCUCAAACAUCUCCCACCUGGUCAGAAAGAAGAGGAAACCAGAGGAGAGUCCAGUGAAGGAGGGUGUGGUCAAGAAGGUGAAGCAGGACGACGCUCAGACUAACGGAGUAGAGGAGCCUCGUACUAACGGCGUUCACAAAGCCAACGGAGACACUAACGGACACACCAACGGUAUGGAGGUGGAGAGUAAGUGAAGCGGGUUUUUAAGCCACGAAGAAGAAAUCCACCAACACACCAAGCUCUUACUGCCGCUACACUCGUUUGCUGUUGUAAAUAUGUGUAUCUUUUUCUAUACCUGUUGUAUGGGUGUUUUGUCCACAUAUGUAACCUAUAAAAGUUCAAUAAAGAAUAUUGUUUCAUAAAA
Thunnus maccoyii (southern bluefin tuna) is the source of this 1770-nucleotide messenger RNA. Its product is annotated as histone-binding protein N1/N2-like. Bases 122 to 1600 code for a protein of 492 amino acids. The record is from RefSeq and is a predicted model, not a curated record. Gene Ontology annotation, molecular function: histone binding. Gene Ontology annotation, biological process: CENP-A containing chromatin assembly; DNA replication-dependent chromatin assembly. Gene Ontology annotation, cellular component: nucleoplasm. Lineage: Eukaryota; Metazoa; Chordata; Actinopteri; Scombriformes; Scombridae. The transcript is spliced from 14 exons.